Molecule: messenger RNA, 1512 nt
Organism: Paecilomyces variotii
Lineage: Eukaryota; Fungi; Ascomycota; Eurotiomycetes; Eurotiales; Thermoascaceae
Product: protein phosphatase type 1b
Exons: 5
Cellular component (GO): nucleus; cytoplasm
Molecular function (GO): protein serine/threonine phosphatase activity
Source: RefSeq, a predicted model, not a curated record
CAGGGUGAAGUGGAUUUGGACUCCAUCAUCGAUAGACUACUUGAGGUGAGGGGCAGCCGGCCGGGCAAGCAGGUCCAGCUUCUUGAAUCGGAGAUUCGCCAUCUCUGCACCAAGGCCAGGGAGAUUUUCAUCUCUCAGCCGAUUCUUCUGGAAUUGGAGGCGCCAAUUAAGAUCUGCGGUGAUAUCCACGGACAGUACUACGACCUGCUGCGUCUCUUUGAGUAUGGAGGCUUCCCGCCUGAAGCCAACUAUCUCUUCCUAGGCGACUAUGUCGACCGAGGAAAGCAGUCGCUCGAGACCAUUUGCCUCCUGCUCGCAUACAAGAUCAAAUACCCGGAGAACUUCUUCAUCCUCCGCGGUAACCACGAGUGUGCCUCGAUUAACCGUAUCUAUGGGUUCUAUGAUGAGUGCAAGCGCAGAUACAACAUCAAGCUCUGGAAGACGUUCACUGAUUGCUUCAACUGCCUUCCCAUCGCCGCUAUCAUUGAUGAGAAGAUCUUCACGAUGCACGGUGGUUUGAGUCCGGACCUGAACUCGAUGGAGCAGAUCCGUCGCGUUAUGCGUCCCACUGAUGUGAGUAGACCUCGUUUCCCGCCCCGUGCGCGCUGCCUGGGUGCACGGAGGUGCCCCUCCCUGAAGCUCAAGAUCCCCGAUUGCGGUCUCCUCUGUGAUCUCCUGUGGUCGGAUCCCGACAAGGACAUCACCGGCUGGAGCGAAAACGACCGCGGUGUAUCAUUUACGUUCGGACCCGACGUCGUGUCACGUUUCCUACAGAAGCAUGACAUGGAUCUCAUAUGUCGCGCGCACCAAGUCGUCGAAGACGGAUACGAAUUUUUCUCGAAGAGACAGCUCGUCACGCUGUUCAGCGCUCCGAACUACUGCGGUGAAUUCGAUAAUGCAGGUGCUAUGAUGAGUGUAGACGAGAGUCUACUCUGUUCAUUCCAGAUCUUGAAACCAGCCGAGAAGAAACAAAAGUACGUUUACGGGGGCAUGAACACUGGCAGACCCACCACUCCUCCGCGAAAGCAGAAAAAGAAGUAAAAAAGGAAUCAUACGAGCUUUUCCAUGUACAGCAGGUUCGGGCGGAGAUAAAUACCAUUUUUCGAUGCAAACAACGCGACAGAGACCAAGACCAUAGCGACGCCGAGGAUCAUUCUCGCCACCCAAUCCGCCGUCAAUCCGUUUAUCCAAUCCACAACCCGUCGGAGCGAGAGAGAGUUUUACCACGCGUGCCACCGAUAUUUUCCCCAGGAGACUUUGCGCAUAUCUGAGCUGAGCUGAGCUGAACUGUUGAUACUGUUCCGGAAGGUACCGUCUGCGUCCCGCAGGCCAUUAAUUCGUCUUUUUCUUUUCUUGUUGUCCCGAGUUCCUCUCGCGGGGGAAGGGGGAGCGGCGGACUGCGCAUGUCUGUUUAUCUCCGUUUACUUCAAUAUUCAUGUCAAGUGUAACGCGAAAUCUGCAACGACAAAUUCUUGUCUUCCAGAAACGCCGAGGGUUUGCUUCCUACUCACU